Molecule: messenger RNA, 1125 nt
Organism: Fibroporia radiculosa
Lineage: Eukaryota; Fungi; Basidiomycota; Agaricomycetes; Polyporales; Fibroporiaceae
Exons: 7
Coding region: 1-1125 (374 amino acids)
Biological process (GO): positive regulation of DNA-templated transcription, elongation; regulation of transcription by RNA polymerase II
Cellular component (GO): nucleus; cyclin/CDK positive transcription elongation factor complex
Molecular function (GO): cyclin-dependent protein serine/threonine kinase activator activity
Source: RefSeq, a predicted model, not a curated record
AUGGACUCCGCAUACGCCCACCAGGGUUCGUCCUCUCAGCUGGCUUCGCACAUCAAAUACCACUUGCCUUAUUUUACACCAACUGAAGUGGAACAUCUAUCUGAUAGGCAACGAAGCAAAUUAUCUGUAGCACAAGAAGAGAAGAUUAGGCAACAAGCAUGUGGGUUCAUAGAGGCGGUCGGCGCGAAGAUCGGCUUUCCCAGAAAGACGAUUGCCACUGCACAGAACCUAUACCACCGCUUUCACCUCUUCUUUGCGCGAAAAGACUUCAGCUAUCCAGAUGUCAGUCUUGCAUCGCUUUACGUCUCCUCGAAGAUGCAUGAUACUCUUAAGAAACCACGUGAAAUAUUGAUGGUCUCGUAUGCGGUACACUUUCCAGAGCUUGCCGCUAAAUCAAAGUCGAUAGCGGGAGAAGUAGACAUGGAUCCAGCCACAGUUGAGCACGAUCGCUCACGACUACUUGCGGUGGAAAGGUUGCUACUCGAAACCGUGUGCUUUAAUUUCACUUCGCGCUUGCCAUUCCCAUAUGUCAUCAAGGCUGGGAGAUCUCUGGGAGCUACCAAGAAACUGACCAAGCUGGCAUGGCGCCUGACCAUUGAUAGCUUCCGAACACAAGUUAAUCUUGAGUUUCCGCCGCAUGUGGUUGCGCUUGGAUGCCUGUAUCUUGCAGCUUUGCUGUCUUCGCUCGAGCAGGAUUCUUCUCCAGGGCGACCGGGAUAUAAAAGCAGUGCCGAGAUUGCAUCGAUUCUUGGAAAGUCCGGGAAAUGGGAAGAGAAAUUCCAAACACAAGUCCAAGAUUUGGAAGAAAUUGCUCAUUCGGUUAUCGAUCUACUCAUAUCAACGUCCCAAAAUCCUCAGGCGAACACGUCACCCACAACCCCAUCCUCUCCAUCCCCUCAUCUUGGUCGAAGCCAACUCGUACAGUCCCAUAUUGCACCUCUUCUCAUACCAUACAAGGCAGAUCAACUCAUCCGAUUAAAGAUUAUAAUGCGAGAGUCGGAACAUCCUCCGAGGGAGAGAGACAACAUUGCACUUGCGCAAGUCGAGAGCGAGGCGUCGUUACUAGGACGUAAUGAAGGGACAGUUAGAUUUCAAUUCGGGCCUCCUGGUACUGUCGACGUUUGA